Folsomia candida is the source of this 3644-nucleotide messenger RNA. RefSeq names its product beta-1,4-N-acetylgalactosaminyltransferase bre-4. Lineage: Eukaryota; Metazoa; Arthropoda; Collembola; Entomobryomorpha; Isotomidae. Gene Ontology annotation, biological process: glycosphingolipid biosynthetic process; carbohydrate metabolic process. The transcript is spliced from 5 exons. The record is from RefSeq and is a predicted model, not a curated record. Gene Ontology annotation, molecular function: N-acetyl-beta-glucosaminyl-derivative 4-beta-N-acetylgalactosaminyltransferase activity. Bases 1407 to 2813 code for a protein of 468 amino acids.
CUUAACAUGAAUAUUUAUCAUCAUUUGGUUUGUAUCCUCUUCUCAAUUUUAUUGUUUCCACACACAUAAAAUAAAACAUAAUCAUGCAGCAUGUCUGUCAUGUCAUGCGACUAGAAUAACACCAUGAGUCAGACAACAAAGGUCUUUAAUACACACUCCUCUCGUGAAAUACAUGUAAUCCAUAAGUAAUAAUCUCACGACGAAUUACUUACAUAAGUACGUACGUACAUAUUUGUAUUGGUAUCUCUUCAACCUCGAUUAAAUUUGGUUCAUACAGACAAUUGUUUUAUCAUCCUCGCAAAUAUUCGGCAGUGAGCUUUACCUUUUCAUUUGGAACCGAAUGGGUGUUGCAAAAGGAUGAAUAAAGCAUGAGGAAAGUGCAACCCAGAAGCGAAACCUCUUAUUAAAGAGAAGGUUGUGAAUUGUGUAAAGGAAAAAAAAGAGUAUAGAAUUCAGUGCUGUUUCUGUUUGCAUUCACUUCACGUCACACAAGACCAUUUUACUUUAAGCAGAGUGCACAUAUUUGAUAUUUGUAAGACACUUUUUUAGGACAGAGAAGUAGUAGUUUAAGUAAAAUAACGAAAGUAAAUACAUACGUCCAAGUAAAAUGAAAGUAUUAAAAACUUCUUCUUGUUUGCGUAAGGAAAGGCUGCAAUGUGGUAGAUAUUAUUUCUUUAAAUAUUUUUCGAGAGGAUUAAAUGUGAUAGUGUAACAAACAAGCACGAACGAAAGUAUUUAUUCAACGACUAGUCAACACUUCUACUUAUUUUUGGAAAGUUUGCAUUUAUUUAGAACAUUUAAGAAAACAUAAUUUGAACAGAACGAUGGAAUUAGGAACGUUAUGCAGAGGAAGGAGUAUCAUGGGCAGGAGUGUGUAUUAAUAAAAGAUCAGAUCAUCGCGUUACUUACUUACGUCAAACAAGUGGUGCAAGGCAAAAUGUGACGAGGAGGAGGCGAAGCAAUUUAUGUACAUUUCGAUCUUUGAACAUGCCCCGUCGUCUUCUUUACAAUCAAUUGAAUUGAUCAAUAAUAAUACAAAUACCUGACCAAUGGCUGAAUCUGCUGCUACUUAAUCGAUAUUUAUCUAUUGGUAGUACCAAUUUGGUACUUACAUACUUGCUUAUUAAUAGCAUUGUAUUAUAAAAAUCUAGUGUUAACUAGAUCUAGUCCGACACCAGAAAAUUCGUAUUCGUCGCGAAACUUAUACACAAUCAGAAAAGAAAACACGUACUUAUCCUCAACACUUAUCUACCACGAUUAAAUGAAGAAGAUUAAACGAAACCAAUGCCACAACAAUCGUCGUCGUCACAUUGUUAUUAUUAAGAAGAAAAUUGCAACCGUUCUGCUACUACACGGAUUAAUUGGCAAGCCAUCAAGGGAGGAAUUAAAGAAUUCUCAUCAGAGAAAUGGCUACAAGAUCCCAGUUGUAUAAAAUUAUCGCAAUCGUAAUCUUAUUCCUCGUAUUUCUCCAGUACCUGUACCUCUUCCCAGUUAAACUUAACUUAGGCUUUACCAGCAGCAAUCAUAUUUUUACUCCUUCAUCACUCCAAGGACAAAUUUCUUCGGAUUUCACCACGUAUGAAAAAUCACUCUUCAAUCUCAAGACUGGUCCGUUCAAUAACAAGAAACGAUCUCCAGAUGAGGGUGGAUCAACAGAGAUGAUAUCACAAGGAGCGAACAGUGCCAAUAAUAAUGACGCCAAAGAACCUUCUUCGAAUCACUCGAGAUUAAACCUUGUGUCAAUUCUCCACUUUCCGGAUAGAAAUUCAAACUUGUCUUCUACACCACCGUCUUCACCACCACCUCCUCCGAUAAGAAUCUCAUCAAUCUCUUCUUCUCUUCUUCUUGCGUCCGCCAAACCAGCAUCGAAAUCUCAGCACAAUAAUAAUUAUUAUAAUAAUACUAGUAGUAAUUACAAUACUGUUAAUGAAAGGCCUAAGAAUUCGUCCUUCUCCUUCUUGUCCGAAAAUCCACCACCAGUACUGCCUACUACUAAUUCACCUCUUCCAUUCUGCCCCACUGAACCACCCACGCUCCUCGGCUAUAUGAAAGUGGCCCUCUCGCAACCCCCAAGUUUAGCAGAUAUUGGUCGUUUACACUCUGAUAUUAGUCUCGGUGGUCACUACAAACCACCAAAUUGUACCUCUAAGGAUAAAGUCGCUCUCGUAGUCCCUUUCCGUGAUAGAGAGGAACACCUCCGCCUAUUUCUGGUCAACAUUCUCCCCUUCCUCAAAAGACAGCAAAUUGAGUUCAACAUCUUCGUGAUUGAACAGGGAACUAAGGACGAACCAUUCAAUCGAGCUAUGCUUUUCAAUGUGGGAUUCCAAGAGGCCAACAAAAGGGGAAAUUUUGACUGCUUCAUCUUCCAUGACGUCGACCUCAUACCAGAAAACGAUUACAACAUGUACAAUUGUCCAGUACAACCGAGGCAUAUGUCCGUCGCAGUUGAUAAGAUGGGUUACAAACUUCCGUACAGAAAUCUCUUUGGGGGAAUAUCAGCUUUGACCAAAGAACAUUUCAGGAAAGUAAACGGAUUCAGUAACAGUUUUUGGGGCUGGGGUGCUGAGGACGACGACAUGGCUGGUAGGAUUGCUUACAAUGGGCUCUAUAUUUCCCGACCUGCGCCAAACAUUGCUAGAUACAAGAUGCUCAAACACAAACAACAAAAGCUGAACACUCAACGGUAUCGUGUCCUUCAAAAGGGAAAGACGCGGUUCAGGUCGGAUGGGUUGAACAAUCUAAAGUACACAGUGGAACAAGUCGUCCUCGAAAACACUUACACCCUGGUGCGAGUGCAAUUGGCGAAACCAUAGCAGAAGGAGUCCCCGUCGUCGGCCUCCUCUUUCUCUUUGGUGAGAGGAGGGGCGGCGGGGCCGAAGAGUCGACCAGGAAGAAUCCGUGCCUCGUCAUUAUCUUUUCAGCGAAAGCGAUUCCGUCAAAGAAAUCUUAGGCCGGGGGACAUUCUCAAAGUGGGCCUCUUAUUGUGACCACACAUGACUGUAUCUACUUAAAACAUUACACGACGAAUAUACACACACUACUUACCAAGAUUUCGUAAUAGAUCAUCAAUCACUACUUACAAGAGAGAUGAUCCAUAUAUAAGAAUCUCCCGAAUGUUAAGUGUUCCCUGUUAUCAGAAUGACUUCCUACUUCCUUGUAAAAUUAGUUGCACUAAUUUUUACCUGCCACCAGUGAUACAUUUGUUUUAUUAUUAUUGCUAUAUUUUAUUUUCGUUGAUAGUUAUAUAAGUAAUGUUUCGGUCUUACUUAUUUUAUAACAACGUCUAUUCAUCCAGUGAAAGUAUUAUCAUUUUGAUGCUCUCAACAUUUUCGUAUGUAUUUACAUACAUACAUGUGUCCCCCUCACUCACUUUAUGACUUUGAAAGAAGACUUGUGGAAAAUUAUGUAUGCCAUUUUUCUGUCAAUUGAUGUUGUUUAUUAUCCUAGUGUAUUCCUUGUUAAAGUUGCGUUGAAACAUUUAAAGUUUUAUUGGCUCACUCGAUAAGUAUGUAAUGUGCAGAUUAAAAUAUUACAAUCAACAAUGUGCUCCGCUUCAGUAGAAGUGGUAGUGAAAUCAUGUUAAAUACAUUAGUCUGACAAAUUGCGAAAAGAAAACAAUAAAUAAUUGCAUAGAAUAAUAGAAA